This is a messenger RNA of Naegleria gruberi, 475 nucleotides long. Its product is annotated as kinesin. The annotation marks the transcript as partial. Lineage: Eukaryota; Heterolobosea; Eutetramitea; Acrasida; Naegleriidae. The transcript has a single exon. The record is from RefSeq and is a predicted model, not a curated record. Gene Ontology annotation, molecular function: microtubule motor activity; ATP binding; microtubule binding. Gene Ontology annotation, biological process: microtubule-based movement.
AGGCUUUAAUGUAACAAUGAUGGCAUACGGACAGACAGGAGCAGGAAAAACAUAUACAAUGAUUGGAUCACUUGACAAGGAAGAAUUAUUUGGAUUAAUUCCAAGAACUGCAAAGGAAAUGUUUGAAAUUAUUAGAAGUGGAGAUGAGAAUAUUGAAUAUAAGAUUGGUUGUUCCUUCCUCGAAAUUUAUAAUGAAAAAAUCAAUGAUUUAUUUGAUAAGGAAAAGAGAGAUUUAACUAUAAUUGAUUCCCCAAAGAGAGGAGUUUACGUUGAUAGAUUAACAGAAGAAUAUGUCACAACCGAAGAUGAAAUGCUUGAUAUAAUCAAAAUAGGAAACAAUAAUAGGCUCUCACUGUCAACAAGAACAAAUCAAGAUCCUGCUCAAUCCCAUUCUAUCUUCAUCAUUAGAGUUGAAAGUCUUAGCAAGGAUAGUUCUUCGAAUCAAUCUACGAUUCUCUACAUGGAUUUCAAAUAA